GUUUGACAAUCAACUAUCAAGAAAAAUUUGUAUUGCUUUGCUGGAUUCCGGAUUUCACUUUUACAUACGUGUCAAUCGAGUUUGUACGUGAGCAGGCUAUUCAGCCUUUAAAUUUUUAAUCAUUGACAAAUAUAACUGGUAAUCAACAAACAUGGCACCAAAGCAGAGAAUGCGCAUCGCUAACGAAAUUGCUAGCAAAAACAUCACCAUGAGAGGAAAUGUACCAAAAACGACAAAGGAAAAGGAAGACCAAUACCCUGUAUCACCCUGGCUCCUGGCUCUCUUCAUCUUCGUAGUAUGCGGUUCUGCAGUCUUCCAACUCAUACAAUCUAUAAGACUUGCCUAAACUGUGAUGCCUUUUCAUACAAAGAUAUCUAUGAACAUGGCAACACAUUUAAAUAGUCUGUUCUAAUUACUCGUUUUAAGAUGUUGUCUUAACCUAAGAAACAAUGUUCAUAGUUAUUGUCUGUGGCACUUCAAUGCGAUUACCAUGACCCUUUCCCAUCACCACAGACACAUUCCCCUAGUUCUCAUAUCGCAUAAUCUCAGACCAUAAAUGUACUAUAUUCUUGUAUAUUGUAAAUUGUCAUUAAUAUUAAGAUUAGCAUUUGAAAAUUCCAUUCCUUUUAUUUUCAACGCACAAUGCGUUUAGUGAAUUUUAUAAAUCAUUUUAUCGUUUACCGCCCCAAUGUGUGAAAUUAUUUCGGUACUAUUUUUAAUUAUUGUAAUUUAUUUGAUUAAAUACAGUAUAUUUGUCGAA
Pieris napi is the source of this 760-nucleotide messenger RNA. RefSeq names its product stress-associated endoplasmic reticulum protein 2. The coding region runs from base 152 to 346 and encodes 64 amino acids. The transcript is spliced from 3 exons. NCBI's taxonomy places the organism in Eukaryota, Metazoa, Arthropoda, Insecta, Lepidoptera, Pieridae. The record is from RefSeq and is a predicted model, not a curated record. Gene Ontology annotation, biological process: endoplasmic reticulum unfolded protein response. Gene Ontology annotation, cellular component: endoplasmic reticulum.